Seriola aureovittata is the source of this 6677-nucleotide messenger RNA. RefSeq names its product nectin-2-like. NCBI's taxonomy places the organism in Eukaryota, Metazoa, Chordata, Actinopteri, Carangiformes, Carangidae. The record is from RefSeq and is a predicted model, not a curated record. The coding region runs from base 439 to 2034 and encodes 531 amino acids. The transcript is spliced from 7 exons.
GCCUCUCAGCCUGAUGACAUCACCCAGUCAGUCACACACAGUCGGACCGCCGCGCGCUCAGACUCACAGGAACUAGUUGUCGGAGCAGAGAGAGAGAGAGAGAGAGAGAGAGCAAGAGAGGAAGCGCAGCAGCACUUCAUCACACACAGAGAGCACCAGCUGGGGGGGAAUAUUCACCUGUGCGCUGCCAGGACGAAUUCACAAGGAUUUUCAUUCAUUUUAGCAAGACUCCGUCUUAAAGGCGCAGUGAGGGACACUUGAAACAAGAGCCCCUGCCGGACCCCUGCUUUGUCCUGUAGCCAAACAAGUUUUUUUCUUCCUUGUAUGAGUGAGAUUUUUACACAGAAACUGACCCGCAUCUGAAGCUGCUGUUUCGAUCUUAUCAUUGUUAUCGGAGAGACUGAACGCCAGGUUCCAUAAAGAGGACCGUAAUCAACCAUGGCGAGACAUGACGCCCGAAAUUGGCAUGACUGCACAAAAAUGAUCGGACUGCUCUGCUUGGUCGCGUCGAUACUUACAGAACAAGGAGCGACAGGUCAGCGAGUGAAGGUGGAGCCAGAGGUGUUGUCGUAUCCUGGCCAGACAGUCAACCUACGCUGUGCCUUCACUGAUGCCACAGGGAUUCAGCUCACAAUGGUCACAUGGCUCUACGAGCCGAAGGAAGGGGAAAGGAUCAACAUCGCUGUGUUUCACCCCAAAUUUGAUCCCAACUAUCCCGACUCACCUGUGAAGGGCAGGGUCAGCUUCUCACCCAGUCCCCCAAACCUGGACAGCCCUUCCAUCCAGAUUAGUGAUGUUAGGAUGACUGAUGAGGGGAAGUACAUCUGUGAAUAUGCUACCUACCCAAUUGGCAACGAGCAGGGUGUCACCUAUUUGGUCAUGCUGGCUAAGCCUCAGAACUCGGCCUCCAUCGUAACAGUGGACGCAGGCACUAAGCCAGUCGUUGUGGCGCGCUGUGAGUCUGUAGAUGGCCGUCCCGCUGCCCAGAUCUCCUGGGUGACCACAGCCAAUGGCAAUGGGACAACAGUGUCUAAGCCGGGCGUCGACAACACAGUGACAGUGACCAGCGAGUACCGCAUGGUUCCCACAGCAGCAGAUAACGGGAAAGACAUCAGCUGUGUGGUGGCACACAGGACUCAGACCAAACCAGAGAGCUUCCCAAUGAAGCUAGCAGUUCAAUACGCCCCUCAGGUGACAAUUGUGGGUUAUGACAAUAAUUGGUACGUGGGUCGUACAAAUGUGGUGCUCACCUGCCAAGCAACCGGAAACCCCGUACCGCUCUCAGUCCAGUGGAAGACUAUGUCAGGAGAGAUGCCAGACACAGUGCAGAUCAAAGAGAACGAGCUGAAGGUGCUGAAGGUGGACGAGGCUGUCAACACCACUUUUGUCUGCGAGGUCAAGAACCGCAUCGGGACCAGCAGGGAUCAGGUCACAGUCUUCGUCAGAGAGCCCUCAGUGAACCCAUCCAAUGCCGGCGUGGUGGCAGGAGCUGUGAUUGGCUCCCUGCUGGCCCUCCUUUUGGUCGUCGCUCUCAUCUCCGUGCUUGUCACCCGUAGCCGCAGGCAACAGCAGGGUUACCGCGCCAAUGGCGGCAGCGAUAUGAAGACGCGCAUAUUUGGCGGCGGGAAGAAGGCCAGCAAGAAUGGCACAGGUGGAGGCGCAGGCAGCGGCGGAGUCGGAGGCAGCAACAACAAUGGCCCCAUCUACGUUUACAACGAGAGCUCGUCCCACCAGGGCCUCGGAGAGAAAAACAACCACCACCAGCCACUCACCAUUGGGGGUCGGCCUGAAGUUGUCGCCACUACACCCACCGCCCAAGACAUCCUGCUAAGCAAUGAAUUAGACGACGGGGAGAGGAGGAAGUUUGAUGAGCUGGAGGAGGAGGAAAGGUAUGACCACUUCACUGGAGGCGCCCCCAUCCUUCAGCUUCGCCCACACAAUGACCAGGAGGAUAUGAUUGGAGAUUACCUGGAUGACGACAUGGAGUCCCAGCGGGAUGGCUCUGUCAUCUCACGGACUGCAGUUUACGUAUAGAAGAGAAGGAGGAUGAGAGGAAAGGAGGAGGAGAAAAAGGGAGGGAUGGAGGUUCCCUCCCGAGGAUUUUGUGGCUUCAGGGUCUCGUCCCUGUCUGAUGGAGAAGAGAAGAUGAUUCCGCUUUUAUUUUUUGAAAAUUGAUUCUAAAUAUAGCUUAAUAUUAAUCACAGUGCAGCCCCAAAAUGAACUGAAUGAACAGGAGGAGGUGUGGUGGGAUAUUCUGAAAGGAGUGUUGCUGUUAUCUGGUCCCUGAGAGCUGAAAAUCAAACAGAAAAGAAACAACUUGUCUCCCACCACUUCUGCUCAUGCUAUCACUAUCACUGGGACCUUGACAAGGACUCUUGACAGACAGACUAAAAGAGAGAAACUAUGUAGUGUGGGAGUAGGAUAAUGGAAUCAUGAUACAGGCUUGGCUAUAGAGGAGGCAUUGCACUUGCAUAUUCACUCUUAUCUUCACCAAAACAAGUAGAAGUGGAAGGGGUUGUCAAGCAGUUAUGUUUUGCAGCUAUUCUCUAUCCUCCCGUGGGAAACCUUUUUGUUUCGGUAACGCGUCGUGCCGUGACAGCCGGUGGGAAGUUAGUACAUAGUGAUGGGUUGUGAGGAAAAACAUUUGGGGGGUAUAGGUAGUAACCAGCAGGUGAUUUAGAAAAGAGAACAAUGUAUUUGCUCAUAUCUGCUCGCGCGUUCUCCUUUCCACUCUCUCUGCCUUCUUCUCAAACUUAAAUAAAAAAAAAUAAAAAAAAUACCAUCUCUGCAAACUAUCAGCCACAGAAGACACUCUUGAAUUUACAAAAUUUAAAAAGAACAUUAGGUCCUUAUGUGCUGCACAAACACAAGAGUGGCUGAAUUUAACAAAGCAAGUUUGCAGAGUUUGAAACCAAGUUCUUAACAAGGUUUUCACAUGCAAACUUUUGUACUGUGCCUGGAGGUAAGAGACGGUAAACAAGAGAUGAGGGAAUGAGGUGUAGCCAAUCUGACAGGGAUGGAGAGAGGGAUGCAGGAGACAGGAGGACGAGAGAGGAGCACGUCUCUUCUUUUCUCUUCCUCCUCAUCCCCCGUCUCUUCAGAGCGCUCCUGACAGGAGGAGCUUGAUUGGUAAUGAGCCGUGAAGUCGCUCGCUUAGCCGGGACCAACAGAUUGCCACCACUUAUCGUUUAUGACGUGGCGAUCCCUCCACCCCACCCCCCACUCCCCCCUCCCUCCUUCCACCUCUAUCUCUAUCAUCCCUCCAUCUCUCGCUCUCUCUCCCUCUCCCUCUCUCUCUCUCUCUCUCUAUCUCUCUCUCUCCCGGUGUUUAUGGGGAGUUUAUGAUUUAUCCAGGGCAGUGUCGAGGUCAGGGCCAAAGAGAGCAGGGGAGUAUUUUACUGCUCCCGAUGUGUCAAACGCCCCACUUACUCUAUUCCAGGCCGGCCUGCCCUGACAUGCCAGGACUGUCUAAUCCACCUGGAGAGGCCAUGUUCACUCCGCUGCACAGACACCACCACCUCCUCCCGUACUUUAGUAAAUGGCCAGAUGUAACGGAACCCUACCUCCAAAGGGCGACUGCGUUAGGUUAGAUAGAUUUUCAAUGAGAUCAUGUAAUUUUUCUGUCCAUUAGCAGAUGUUGUUAAAUGUAGUGAAUUGAUCGAGAGACAUAAACGUCGCAUCCGCCGCGACGCUAUGGGAGUCGUAUUGACUAACAGGCAACAAGCAGUGAAAUGGCCCUUUAUGAUGCAGCUUCAGGGCUGAUUGUCUCCUGACUGUUAAUUUAUCCCUCUAACAAGCCACCGGAGGCCCACUCAAACAAACACUGCUCCACGUCUACUGUACACUACUGUCUUUGAGGCUUAGUGUGCACGUGUGCAUGCGUCACUGUAUCUGGAUGACUGUGACGGACAAUCUUGCAGAGAAGCCACUACUGUAGCUCCUCUAAUCAUGCUCUCCCUGGCCUUCUAAUCAACUCCCCUUUGACCCACUGGGAAUCUGGUGAGUGUGGUCCAGAUGACUGUACUGACCUCUUGUAAGGCCCAGCAAAGAUCUGGGUUGCAGUUGGCUGCAGGUCAUGAGGUCAAAUGCAGGGUGACCCAUUGCCAAGAGCUCAAAUGACUGCACUUACUCGCGUUUCUUACCGUGGCUGUUUUUAACCUUGAACUAUGGAUACGAGACACACACUCACGUACAAUGCAAGUACCUAUAUAGAGUUAGACAGUCCUUGUUUGCCAUAGUGAUGGCUGUUAACCUUCAGAGAGGCGGGGAGAGAAUAGGAGAGAGACAGGAGGCAGAUGACAAAAAUAGAGUGUUUAGCGUUUGAGUGCUGUCUGGCAAACUGUAAGCCAGCGUGUUCAAUUAUUGUCUAAUGGCCUUAGCGUAUACAUAAAUGCAACUCCUGUCAAACUGGGGUUAAGUACAUUUACAGAUCACAGCUGAUUUUACCACAGACACUCAAAAUAAAAAUGCAUUACUUAUUUUUGCACUUGUGUGUGUCACCACUACAAAGAGAAAUAUGAGUAUAAUACUUUCUUUUCGGGGUAAAAAAAAAAAAAAAAUGGCGACAAGGGACAAAACUGUUGUAUGUACAUUUUGGUGUGAGGUAUCUGUGUACUAUAUAUGUAAGCAUUUUUAUUUUUCUCGUGAAAAUGUGGAUAUUUAUGAAAUUGUAAAUAUCAGAUCAAUGGAGCCAGUGUUGCCAGUGUUGUGGAAGUAAUAAUGAAGGAGUCCUGGGUUUGCUAACCCUACAGUUCAAAUGUCUCAGAGGGCAUUGAGAAUGUAAUUUUUAAUCAAAUGAAUACCUCAGUAGUUUGGAUGUUUCAACAUACCGAACUGACUGAGCUUAGUUUACCUAAAGCCUAAAGUCGAUUUUACUUCGGGGGAAAAAAUUCUACAUGCUCGUAUCCUUUUUAUUUUUUUAUUUUUUUUAUUUUUGCAUUUCCACAUAAUAAGCACACAAUUUUUUUUUUUUUUUUCCCUGCACAAUUGGUUUCUCCUCCCUGACAGACACCAUGCACAAUGCCAAAAUACACACAAUAACAAUAAUUUAUCAGGUAGGCCAUAACCACACAAGCAAUGGUCUGUGUUGUGUCUGAGUCAGUGCUGUGUGUGUGUGUGUGUGUGUGUGUGUGUGUGUGUGUGUGUGUGUGUGUGUGUGUGUGUAUGCUCAGAGGCUUUGGGACAUCUCUCGCCACCAUGGGGGCUCUAACCUGAGAAGCCACUCUUUGUCACCAUGGCGAACCGGCAAACUGAAGAUAUUAUUGUGCAUUUCGAGGACACACACACACGCAUACUGUACAUAUACAUAGGCAGAAUGCAGAGAAACAUUCGCCCACACACAAACACCCCUCAGUCACUCUCAUUAUGCUCACUCCCACAGCCAAACUGUGCAGAAGACACCACAUACCUGACAACUCUGCCAUCUCCUGACAUAAGCCCACACAAAUGUGCUCGCAUAGCUGCAAACGAAGACACACACACAAACACACACACACACACAAAAACACUAAUACUUACUUACUUUUUCCUCCUCUUUCUCAGUGGCUCUGUCAGGACAUAUACCAUGUCCUGUUUGAGUGGAAAGAACCACAGCAUGAUGUGUCCCCUGCUCCAUUGCUCUCUAUCCCCAAAAUAGUCCAACCACAAAUCAAUGACCAUACAGAGCAGAGACAGACUACACGUUCAGGGACACAUGCACGCACACACGCACACACACCUUUUCACCUAGUGUCAAAGAAACAGGCAAUUUAGGAAAGGGUUUGACUGUCGCGCUUUUGUCCUACAUGGGAAAUAUAGCUUUCAUAAAAAUGCCACUGCGCUGACCUCCUCCCCCUCCCAGAUUCCCUUUGAAUGCUUUUAGAGAGUCACAACUUCUUACUCGUCUCCAAAAUGUUGCUUUUCGACUUUAGCCACCUCCGCCACCGCGACCGCCUCCACAGACACACACACUCCACGCAUACACAUACACAUACACACACUGUUGCCACCCACCUCGGUACCCAAGUAAGGCUUUCAGAGAAAUCCACGAUUCCUCGCCUGGGUCUAGCACAAGGUUAGAUAGUCAAAAUACCCGACAUUUUUCUUUUUCCAGAAAGCCACAUACUGUUGCUAUUUCUUUAGCUACAAACAUCUGAUGACUAAUCAAAGCCUUAACAUCUCCCAUCUCACUCACAUAAAAGGAAAAAAAAAAAAAGAAAACCUUCCUGUGUACAUAGUAUAAAUAUAUAAAUAUGUAGCAGAGAAAAAGAAUUACUAAUUUAUGGUGUCACGUUUGUGUAUUUCUCAGUGACAGCAAGCAUGAAGGAUUUAUUUUCUCCUAUUACAGUUUCUCCUCUUUUCUGUUAUUUUGCAGUGCUUUAUAAUUUAUGUUUUCUGAGUGCUUUAUUCUUGACUGCUGCGCUGUGAUUGCUGCCAAAACUGGCAAAUGUGCUUCUUCUAUACAAAUGAACUGUACACACAACAAAACAGUCUUACCCCAAAAUGUGCUUUUUAUUAUUGACUGCUCUGUGUAAAAGAUGUUUUUUUGUUUUUUAUUUCUUUUUUGUAUUUUUUAAUUUUAAAUUUAUUUUGGGAAAAAGACCGAAUUACAAUUGUUGUCACCAUUUUGUCGAGUCUUUCUAUAUAUUUUUUUUUUUCGUAUUUGGUUGUAUUAAAGAUCUCUCGGUUUUUGAAAUGUU